Messenger RNA from Orbilia oligospora ATCC 24927, 1287 nucleotides. RefSeq lists its product as uncharacterized. The transcript has 2 exons. Lineage: Eukaryota; Fungi; Ascomycota; Orbiliomycetes; Orbiliales; Orbiliaceae. The record is from RefSeq and is a predicted model, not a curated record. Bases 1 to 1287 code for a protein of 428 amino acids.
AUGUCCCACAGACCAAUCGAAGAGUCCCCGCCAUUUAUGAAGGAGGAAAAAAAACACCCCCAUAUGGCAAAUCGACCGAAAGUCCCCGACUUCGCCGGCCCUCUCACAAUCCCCAUCUUCAUAAACUGGGUCCGUCGGUGCAAUUACGCCUUUAAGCAACACCCGGAGUAUAUCUCAGACUCUCUCAAAGUUGAAAUCACGGGUGAUGCAAUCCUUCAAACGCCCUCCACAAGCGAUCUUUACACCUGGUGGGUCACCGACAGCGCGUCUUUAAUCCAAACUCAAAGCUGGGAAUCGUUUCAAGACCUUGUUAAAAAGGAAGCAUUAGGAGCGAAAUGGGAGAUAGAUAUUUUGAAAGAUUACUUUAGUGUUCAACAAAGGGAUCAAACUGUUGAGGAGUAUGAAAAGGGAGUAGGACAUUUGGCCAGGCUGGUUGGGUCUCUUGAUGGUUUGGGGGCAGAUGAAGUGAAAGGGUUUAUAGAAAAGUGUUUCCUAUUGUUUGGAGCGAGAGAGGAAGUUAGGGAAAGAGUUUUGGAGGAGAAGGUGAAGUGUUAUCAAUCCAUUGUCGAGGCGAAAAGAGAGGAUGUGGUGAACUGGUUGAAGAAGUAUGAUAGUGAGGAGAAGGCAAGGAAGGAUGAAAUUCAGGGAGGUAGUCCGAACAAGACUACCCCGCUGCCAGAAAAGAAGAAAACACCAGAUGUCAAGCCUGAAAAGGAAUCCCCACCCCCCGUGUUCGACUCCUUCCCUAUCCUAUACGUCGUCGGCCAAUGCAGUCCUAAAGUCCAAUACACUUACUUACAAAAACACUUCAACGACCUCUCCCACCUACCAAAUAACCGUUUCCCAAUCAGCAGCAUGACCGCCCUAACCCUCUAUGCCUACACCCCCCCAACCACCUUUUUCGACGCCUAUGAAUUUCUUUGGUCUAACCAAACACCCCUCCACUUCGACAAUCGCGUCAAAACUAAUCAACAGCACCUAUUUGUCAAACGAGAAAUCCCAUUCGAUAUCGAUGAGUACAUCGUGGGUUAUCAAAUUGAAUUUUGUGACAAGCUUAAAGAUCGGGAGAUCAGGGAUGUCAAAAUUCGAACAUCGAAAGGGAAAGAACGGAAGAUUAGUAUAGACGGAGUUGAUAUGAAACCUAGUCUUACAGUAACGGCGCCGGAUGGAUGGGCUAUUGUGGGGUUCUAUGGAACAUAUGAUGAUAGGGAAUGGGGGUGGCCUAUUCGAACUAUUGGUCCCGUGUUUGGAAGGUUAUCGGCUGAUAGGACUGAAGUUGGGAGAUAA